AUGUUUGACGUGGUAACCAUCGUCGCAUUCUGUGCUCUUCUAUUUUCUGUAACCACUUGCUCACUUAACACUUAUUUUGUGCUCUUUAUAUUUUUCAUCAAAAAGUUGAAAAAUAAAUCGGAAUUUUCUUUAAUAUAUGGCAGAUUUGUACUUGAUAGCCUCUACUCAUUAUCAACUUCGGCUCAUUUGAGCUACUACUUCCUUAGAGUUCUAGCUCCAGAACUUGCUGUCAAAAACCUUUCAUUUUUCAUCGCAUGGCCUAAUUUUGUCUUGGGAAGUAUUCGAAGCCGUCUCGUACUUCUUAUCACUGCUGAUAGAGUUCUAGCCUCGUGUGCUCCGUUUUUCUACCACAAAAAUCGGCCGAAAAUCUCAUUUAUUCCGGUUGCAAUAGGGUAUUUAGCAUAUUCGAUUUUUGAGCAAUAUAUCAUGUUUGGGAUUUGUGAUAUGGUGAUUGAUAUUCCAAUUGAGUGCAAUAAUUUCGGGUGUAGUGUGAACUCGUGUUAUCACAACUAUUGGAAGUGGUAUGAACAGAUCAUGCAACUCUGCAUUGGAACCCUGUCGGUGGUUUUGUGCUUUCGCCUAUUUGUCUGGAAUAAUUGCUCGACGGUAGCGAGCAAUAAGGCGAUUUCAAGGGCCACCCGAAUCUCCCUGCUUGACUCCUUUAUGAUAUUCGCAUUUGACUUUACCCCAAUUUUCCUCAUGACACACUUCCCUGAAGUCAAUUUUCGGUCUGUUGGGCCUCUGAGUGCAUUUUGCAAGAACUUGGGUUUCGUCAUCGAAGCUGUGAUAAUAUUUCGAGUUCUUAUAUCCAACAACGCGGUUUUGCCCGCUUCGACGAGCAGGACGUCUCGGGUUUUUUUAGCAACUGAUUUUCGCCCUGAGCAUCUAUAA
This is a messenger RNA of Caenorhabditis elegans, 891 nucleotides long. It is a transcript of the gene srbc-59, whose product is annotated as Serpentine Receptor, class BC (Class B-like). The record is from RefSeq and is marked reviewed. The transcript is spliced from 4 exons. NCBI's taxonomy places the organism in Eukaryota, Metazoa, Nematoda, Chromadorea, Rhabditida, Rhabditidae. The coding region runs from base 1 to 891 and encodes 296 amino acids.